This is a messenger RNA of Nematocida major, 324 nucleotides long. RefSeq lists its product as uncharacterized. The record is from RefSeq and is a predicted model, not a curated record. The transcript has a single exon. NCBI's taxonomy places the organism in Eukaryota, Fungi, Microsporidia. Bases 1 to 324 code for a protein of 107 amino acids.
AUGGUCAUGGUCGUGGUCAUGAUCGUGGCCAUGGUUAUGGUUAUGAUCGUGGUCAUGCUUAUGGUUGUGAUCGUGGUCAUGUUUAUGGUCGUGGUUAUGGUCAUGUUUAUGGUCAUGAUUGUGGUCGUGGCCAUGUUUGUGAUCGUGAUCAUGGUUAUGGUUAUGGUCAUGAUCAUGUUUGUGGUCGUGGUCAUGGUCGUGGUCAUGGUUGUGGUCAUGUUUGUGGUCGUGGUCAUGGUUGUGGUCAUGGUCGUGGUUGUGUCCAUUUCGGCUUUCAUUUGGGUUGGUAGAGUUGUUUCUGUUCCCUCGUUUCAUCGCAUUUGA